Molecule: messenger RNA, 1108 nt
Organism: Drosophila hydei
Lineage: Eukaryota; Metazoa; Arthropoda; Insecta; Diptera; Drosophilidae
Exons: 4
Coding region: 396-821 (141 amino acids)
Source: RefSeq, a predicted model, not a curated record
GAGGCGGAGAGUGUUUAAAUGCCGACAAAAAUCGAUGUGUUUUUAUAUAUUGUGUUCAGAUGAAAAAUAUAUAUAUUUUUUGAAAACAUUUUGUGAAUUCCUGCUUUAUUGACAUCAAAAAUAAGAUAAAGAUAAAGAAACAGAAACAGAGAACAACUCGAGAGAUUUUGCACGUCUUUCAAUUAAAAUUACAAGUGCGACUUGCUUAAACAAUGUUGACAAAUUUCUUGUUCGCUAUCCGAAGUCAAUAACAAGAACAAUAACAAUAAUAUAAAGAUCUUUUAACUUAUAAUAAACAGCAUUUGACUUAACCAAGACACAAUAAAUAAUUGUAUUUAAAUAUAUUCCCAUAAACAACGCAAUUUAAAGCAAUUCGCCUCAACUAACAAUUUGGAAUGGAGCCAAAUAGCUAUGUGCAGGCCUCGGCGUUGCCCAACAGCAAGCGUUUCGUUGUCGAAGAUUCAAUUACUAAGGUGACCUCUGAUGGGGAACCGCACGGCAUGAUGACCAUGGUGGCAGGUUUGGCGGGCCUAUUAGCAGCCAUUAUUAUAUUGGCCGUGCUCGUUUCGAUGGUGGCAUGUCGCAAGCGUAAAUCCUGUUGUCACACCAGGAAGGCCAUGGAGCAGCAAAAUCAGAGCCAAUCAUUGGCCAGCGUUAGUGCCAUGGCCGUGGCUAUGACCAGCGUCGAGAAGUCACGGCAACAGCUGGGCGGCAAUCUGAACGCCGCCUUCGCGGAGAGCACAUUGACCCUUAGCGUCGAUGUUAAGGAUAAGGACAAGGAUAACCAAUGGCCCACAACGAUUGUUGUUCAGCGCUAUUAGCGAUGUGAAAGCGCUGGGAAAGCACGUGAUGUUUGUGAACACAAGAGACUGAGACGCCGUGGUGGCCAACAAAGCCGCCACAGCCAAAUAGAAUUUUAAGCGAAUUAUAUUAUAGAAUACAUUUUUUUUCAUUACUGUUAUUUAAAUUCGUUGCGAUUUCGCCGCACUUUUUUGUGUGCGUGUUGAGCAAUGUCAAAAAAUGUUAUCGAUAGCCAAACUAUCGGCAGCUAGCCAAGGCAACAACCGAUAUUGUCGCAUUAGUCCGUUAUCAUUAAAAAGAAAAAACA